AUGGCGGAUCGUCACCCUCACAGGGUCGUCCGAGGCCCUGGAUCCUCGAUCGACGCCAACGAACUCACAAAACAGUUUGAGCAGCUGCUUCGAACGAGACGGCUAAACACCCUGCAGGCGCGCUCAAGGUCGCAAUCCACAUCUCCUGCUCCCUCGUCCUCACUUCACCCGACCCAGCCCUCCUCGCCUCGCCCUCAGUACCAGCCACCCUCCUAUUCCAACAUUCGAAGUUUCCCCAUCGUACCGUCGCCUCCACAAGAUCCUUCGUCCAUCAAACUCAGAAAUCUUCUCCAUGUCCUAUCCGUCACUCCAGUAAAAUACGAAAACCCCGGUUUACUCGACGAAGCCCUCGCCCUGAUUCCCUUGGAUCGUCUCUAUGCAGAAGCGGAGGAGGAAUCACAAAUAUUACAGGCAGAGGCCGCUAGUAUAGGUGAAAACGUUAAGCCCGCGUGGGGAUAUCAGGACUGUGUCAUCAGAGCCCUCUUAAGAUGGUUCAAGCGCUCGUUUUUCCAGUUUGUUAAUAAUCCUCCUUGCUCCGCAUGCUACAGCCCAACAAUCGCACAGGGCAUGACGCCACCAACACCCGAUGAGACAGCCCGUGGCGCUACCAGAGUCGAGCUGUAUCAAUGUUCGGAACCAAAUUGUGGUGCCUAUGAACGGUUUCCGCGAUACUCGGACGUCUGGGCGCUAUUACAGUCGAGGCGAGGACGGGUUGGCGAAUGGGCCAACUGCUUCAGUAUGCUAUGUAGAGCUGUGGGUGGGCGUGUUAGAUGGGUCUGGAAUUCAGAGGACUAUGUUUGGACCGAAGUAUAUUCCGAGCAUCAGCGACGGUGGAUCCAUGUCGACGUCUGUGAAGAGGCAUGGGACAAUCCUCGUCUUUAUACAGAAGGCUGGAACCGGAAAAUGGCGUACUGCAUCGCCUUUUCAAACGACGGAGCGACCGAUGUUACCCGAAGAUACGUUCGCAACCCGGCAAAGCAUGGCCUGAGUCGGACACGGGCACCGGAAGAAGUUCUAUUAUGGAUUAUACAUGAAAUUCGACGAAUGCGAAGAGAAAAUCUAUCGAAAGAAGAACGACGAAGAUUAAUGAAGGAAGACGAACGCGAGGAGCGUGAGCUGCGUGGCUACAUGGUCCAGGCCCUCGCUUCUGAGAUCAACAACCUUCUCCCGAACAGUGCAGCCAACUCCCGGUCCGACGAAAUCAAGAUUCCUGUCACCGCGGCUGAUGGUACCGUUGAGUGGGUUAGCCCAGCCGGUGAGACGAGGCGAUCACGCUCGGAUAGGUCAAGGGAGAACCGGUAACACAUCGUGAUAGCCAUUGCUCUUCAUGGCUCCCAUUAUCUCCCUGACGACAUGUAAAAUGUCUACCGUACGAUUCAUACGAUUGCCACGGAACGUUACCUUUUUUUUUUUUUUUUUUUCAACUCUCCAGCACACCCGCUGAUGCUUGAACUCUUCCUACCUCUUACCUUGAUGAACCCUUCUUAUCCACUGGAAACCCACCUAUUUCUGGGUGCGACUUUGGAAAUAUUAUUUAUAUUGUUUACAUUUCUGCCGGCGUUGAUGGCCUCAGUCCAGACGAAUGGGGGAGUCAAAUACUAGGCGUUGUUUUUAACGUGGGGAUCAUAGUACCGUGCCGGAUGCAUUCACAUUCUUCUUAACCUUUUUCAUCUCUUCCUUUUUCUUUUUUUUUAAUUUAUUUUUUUGAUAUACGCACCUAUACCAACAGUCCUCUUCAAAAAAUUUUGUUCUUGUUUAUCUAACUGCAUUUACGCUGCAUAUAUUUCUUUUGUUACUAUUAAUAUUCUCAACACUGGGGGCAAUUAUUCCAUUUUUUGCUGCAGCAGCUUGGCCUUGUCGCCAUAGGAGCGGGGAACGGACGACAGUUUAAGCUUUUGCGGGUAAUAUAUGUGCGCGCCGAUAACUCUGUUUGAAUCCUCGCCGUUUUCCUUUUUUCCCCCUCCCUCCCAAUUCCCUACCGAUCAUUUUACCUUUUUCUUUUUUGGUGAAGUAUUGCCUCCCUUUUGCCCUCUUCCUUUUAUGAAAUCAUGGCCUAUUCGUGAUUAUUAUACGAGUACUACAGUCAUAAACGUAUUUACAUCUUCCCAUGAA
This is a messenger RNA of Coccidioides immitis RS, 2112 nucleotides long. RefSeq names its product protein png1. Gene Ontology annotation, cellular component: nucleus; cytosol. NCBI's taxonomy places the organism in Eukaryota, Fungi, Ascomycota, Eurotiomycetes, Onygenales, Onygenaceae. Gene Ontology annotation, molecular function: peptide-N4-(N-acetyl-beta-glucosaminyl)asparagine amidase activity. Bases 1 to 1302 code for a protein of 433 amino acids. The record is from RefSeq and is a predicted model, not a curated record. The transcript is spliced from 3 exons. Gene Ontology annotation, biological process: glycoprotein catabolic process; protein deglycosylation; protein quality control for misfolded or incompletely synthesized proteins.